Linum trigynum is the source of this 2742-nucleotide messenger RNA. NCBI's taxonomy places the organism in Eukaryota, Viridiplantae, Streptophyta, Magnoliopsida, Malpighiales, Linaceae. The record is from the annotation of a GenBank genome assembly.
CAAAAGCUCUCUACCAAGUACUAUAGGCCCUUUCAAAUCAUCAAGAAGAUAGGAGCAGUAGCCUACGAGCUCAAGUUACCCUCCACAUCCACCAUUCACCUGGUGUUCCAUGUAUCCCUGCUCAGAUGGCUCGUGGACCUGCUGCUGUGGUGCCUACUCAAGCUGCUUUACCAGAUUAUGAUGAGUCAGGGCAGCUGAAGAUUGAGCCAUUCAAGAUACUGGCCAUGAGGGUGGUUGCUCGAGAUAAUCAGGCUGCAACGCAGGUUCUUGUGCAAUGGACACAUCAGGACGAGGCUGACGCUACUUGGGAAUUUCUAGAGCAGUUCAAGAAGCAGCAUCCUGAAUUCCAGACUUGAGGACAAGUCUUCAGUGAAGGAGGGAGACUUGUAACACCUUGUCCUCGUUUGUUAGCAGUUAGAAGAUAAAGGACGAAAAUGUAAUAAUGAGAAGAAGGGAUGUAAGUAGGAGACGUCUGUAACGGAUAGUUAACAACCUGAAUAACAACUCCACUUUUCCAAUUCUCUCUCUAUCUCUCUCCUUUUCCAGCUCUUUCCCUCCUCUUUCUAACAUCUAUCUCUGUUAAUCUUCUCUAAUUCGUAGCCAUUUCUCCUCCUUCCUGUCGAAUGUCUCAGGCUAAGGUGUGACAACAUUCAUGAAGUGUCUUUUUGAAUUCGAAGUAGCUCAGGUGACUUUAGCUGGCGAGUAGGACGUACAACUUGACAACCGUUUGCUUUGACAAAGGAACAUAUCAACAACGAGCGGACGACCAUGUCAUGGAGGAGAAGAAACAACUAUGGGGAGGCCGCUAGCUCACUAAACCCAUUUCAUCAGAGCAGUAGAAGAAGCAUCAAGUGGUGGGUAUCAAGUGUCAAGAACCAGUUGAUCCUAAUAACUCGAGUUGUUGGGAGAGAUUCAAUCGUCGAUCAUAUACCACAACACUAACACACCCCCUCAAACGAAAGCCACUCACAAGAGCUUAAAGUUUGCACAGGUCUGAAGCCACUCACAAGAAUACCAGCAUCAUGGCGAUCAGGAUGCUCCGAAUAGCAUCGUCGAAACACAGAAACAAAACCACGUGCUCCGUACAGCAACAUGGCGAUUAGGAUGCUCUGAUACCAUGUCAAGAACCAGUUGAUUCCAAUAACUCGAGUUGUUGGGAAAGGUUCAAUCGUGAUCAUAUACCGUUUACUAAUAUCAAGAGUAUGGUAUGCUGAGGAGUGAGGAGAUUCUAACUGCUACAGCGUUUUGGUGGGUGGUGGUAUUGGUAUUGGAAAUUGACAUUAGGCUAGACUAGUUGGUGGUACUCGGUGAGAAUGAGCGAGCAAGCUCUUCGUCUGCCCAUCUUGAUUUUACGAUGGAUGUUGCAAAACAGCAGCAGAAGAGAGCUGCUCACUGUGCCAGCAGCAGCAGCUGUCCCAAAAGUUUCGGUAAAAAUCUCCCAGACUUAGAGGCCUGAUAGUGAUAGAUAGAUAGAUAGGUAGGUAGGUAAUUUGUGACUGGGCCGGGCUAUUUUUCGAGCUACGGCUCUUCUAACUGGGCUGGACUAGGGUUUUGUUCAGACUUCAGACUCAAGAGUAAAGACGAGUGUCUCCCUCCCCUAGCUAGCUCCUAGCUGUCUCUCCCAGUCUCUCUUUCUCCCUCGCCCUGGUUUCUCUCUUAUAUAAAGUGAAGAAGUGGCAGCAGUCAGUACUCAUGGCUGCCAGUUGGGGAUUGGGGAGGAGAAAGAAGCAAAACCUGUUCUUUCUGGAUACAGGAUUCUUAACCACCCUCAAUUCUCUGGGUUUGAUUUUGCGGAGCUGCUUACUUUUCUUUCCUUGUGUCUGUAUUUGAGUUAGUUAUCGUUUGCGCCUGAUAUUGCAAUUCCCUGAUCUCGAUUUCGGUCCCUUAGUAGAUCUCUAAAGGGAAUCUAUCGUUAGGCGAAAGUGAAAGAGUGCGCCGUGGAUUAUAGACUCCACUGCGCCUCUGCCUUUUAGCUCCGACUUUCCUCCCCUGGGGAUUGUCGGUGACAAGGUUGAUACAUAGGCUUCUUUCCCCGCAAAUUUUCUUUCUUCUCUUGGUUUCGGGGCUUUCUUUAAAAAAAAAAAGCUUUAACAUGCUGUAUUUGCUUCCGGUUGAGAAAGCAGCCGCAGCAGCAGCUUAGAGGGGAGGAGAGGAGAGGGGGGUGAUGAAAGAAAUCAGACGGAUUCCCACUGAAUCUAUAGUGAUUACUCACCAGCUACUUCUGACCCUUCUCCUCAUCCGCCUCCAUGCACUCCCUGCCCGCAGCUGUUCUUUUCAUUUUUGUAUUUCAAAUCGUUCUAGUAAAGUAUUGAACUUAAACUGGGUUGGGAGGAACAAUCAAUAAUAAUGGGCCGGUGAUGUAGAAUCAAUAUAUUUGCUACUCUUGACAGUGAGCUUGUCUCAUGACUCUCAUCAAUGAUGAUUCCUUACCACCAACAUCUCUGAGGCUACUAUUUUCCCUUCCAUUGAUGAUUCCUUAUUUUUCUGUUGCUUUACUUGUGGUUUUCUGGAAUCGUAUUGCUGGAGUGCAGCUUGAAAAUUUCUUCGAAUUCCAAGUCAAGGAGGGAGCAGCACGCAGCUGGCCGGAGCUAUCGCUUACCAGUGGAGUAGCCAAUCCUACAUUUUCAAUGUGGAAUUUUUUUGUAAUAAAGCAUAAGAGUCGAGGAAUGAUAAAGAGUUGGUUGAUUCUCCAUCGGUCCAUCCUUUCCCCAUUCAGCAGUUGUAUAAAUUCUUGAAUGAAAA